This is a messenger RNA of Trichobilharzia szidati, 625 nucleotides long. NCBI's taxonomy places the organism in Eukaryota, Metazoa, Platyhelminthes, Trematoda, Strigeidida, Schistosomatidae. The record is from the annotation of a GenBank genome assembly.
CGCCAUUACGAAUCUCUAGGUUACUGCUUUUAUUUUCUCUUUUGAUGUGGUCUUUGCAAGGACUGGCAUUUUCUACAUCUGUCAGCAAGCAAAGAAGCUGAUUAUGACAGUACAUCUAAAGUUACUUAUGCCUGAUGGAUCAUUUUAUGAAAACGAUUAUGACCAAAGUACUACAGUCGAAGAGAUAACCAGUUCUUUAUUCAAAAACUGGCCUCAUAGUUUGGGAAAUAAACCAGUAUCUAACCACCUGAAACUCAUAUUUCAGGGCAGAUUCCUUUCUGGAGAUUUGACGCUCGUAGAAUUGAAAUUACCUCCUGAACAAAUCACAAUGCAUUUAAUUCAACAUGAAACAAUGCCAUUGCCAAGAAUUAAUGGUCAACAACGAAGAUUCAAACGAAGACGUUGUCGUUUAAAUUGUCUAUCAUGUCUAUCAUGACACAUCAUUAAUUUUUUUGUAAUUUAUUCAAAUGAUUUAAAACUCAUGUCAGAAAAAACAAACAAAUAAUUUGCCAAUGUCUUUCUUAAAGAGCGAAUUUCUUUUUGCCUCUUUCUCAACUUGCGUCGCACCCCACCCCACCCCCGGGCUUCUCUCUCUCUCGCGCGCGUGCAAAUUGUAAUAAAACAG